This is a messenger RNA of Rhopalosiphum maidis (corn leaf aphid), 1472 nucleotides long. RefSeq names its product CCR4-NOT transcription complex subunit 7-like. The record is from RefSeq and is a predicted model, not a curated record. The coding region runs from base 378 to 1280 and encodes 300 amino acids. Lineage: Eukaryota; Metazoa; Arthropoda; Insecta; Hemiptera; Aphididae. Gene Ontology annotation, cellular component: CCR4-NOT complex; CCR4-NOT core complex; P-body. Gene Ontology annotation, molecular function: poly(A)-specific ribonuclease activity; nucleic acid binding. The transcript has 4 exons.
UAUUCCUUUAUGAGCAAUAUUCUUAUUUCUCAUAGGUACCCGAACUGAACUAUUACUGUUGAUUUUCUCUAGUCAUUUAACAAUUAUUAUUACUAAUAUUAUUAUAGUAGUAUAUCAGUAUCGUUGUUUCACGAUUCAAAUUUCAAGGAUAUUUUUGUAGACGACUAAAAUGUGUAGAACAUUUUAAUAUGAUUGAAACAUUAAUAAUUAAGGUGGUAUCUAUUUAGUAUUACACUGUGUUCUCGUUAAGUUUUAAUCAAACCUAGUUAUCAAAAACAAAUUUAUUGCUUCUUGUUCAAUUGUCCAAUUGCAUCAGUAUAAAUGAGAAACUAUUUCAAAUCAUUUAUUGCUAUUAGGUUAAGCAUUACACCAUUGAUAUGUCUGAUAAUAAUCUAACACUUGCCACUGAAGUAGAUGAACAAGAACCGGAACUACAGUCAUGGGUAUGUCCCAAUUUUGGUAUAAAAGAUGUAUGGGCUCAUAAUUUAGAAGAAGAAUUUGCAUCAAUUAGAAAACUAUUGCCAAAAUAUUGUUAUGUAGCUAUGGAUACUGAAUUUCCUGGAGUCGUAGCCCGACCAAUUGGCGAUUUCAAGACGGCUGCUGAUUAUUUAUAUCAGUUGUUACGAUGCAAUGUUGAUCUUUUGAGAAUCAUUCAAUUAGGGCUUUCAUUUUUUGAUGAAGAUGGCAGGACACCCACUGGCCAAUAUACAACAUGGCAGUUUAAUUUUAAAUUUAAUUUGUCCGAAGACAUGUACGCUCAAGACAGUAUAGAAUUAUUGACAAAUUCCAGAAUACAAUUCAAAAAUCAUGAAGAGAAUGGAAUUGAACCGAUAGUUUUUGCUGAAUUCAUAAUAACAUCUGGCUUAGUAUUAAUGGAUAAUUUAAAAUGGAUGACAUUCCACAGUAGUUUUGAUUUUGGUUACUUGGUUAAAGUGUUGACUGAUGAAAAACUUCCACAGGAAGAAUCUGAGUUCUUUGAGAUGUUUUCUCUGUACUUCCCCUGUGUGUAUGAUAUCAAAUACCUAAUGAAGAGCUGUAAAAAUUUGAAGGGCGGUCUGCAAGAAGUGGCUGAUCAACUGGAAUUAAAGCGUAUUGGGCCUCAACAUCAGGCUGGUAGUGAUUCCUUAUUAACAGGCAUGGCCUUUUUUAAAAUUAGAGAUAUGUACUUUGAAGGAAUGAUCGACAGUAAAAAAUACUGUGGUCAUUUAUACGGCUUGGGUAUUACCACUUUGAACAAUGGUCAAUUUCGAUAUGAUAAUGAAGGGCCAUUUAAUUUGUAAAUGAAACUUAUAUAUUUUGUUCCUUUAGUCAUUUUUUUUUUUUUAUGUAUAUCUAUAGUAGUAAUAUUAAUAUUUUAAGUUUCAAAUUGAAAUAUUUAAGUUAAAAUAUUUUGUCUAUUAUUUAUUUAUUUUGUAUAAGUUUUGUAUUCACCAAUUAUGAACAAAGUUAGAAAAAUUAUUGAAAUAUCUUUA